Messenger RNA from Brassica rapa (field mustard), 6681 nucleotides. Its product is annotated as protein NRT1/ PTR FAMILY 5.6. The record is from RefSeq and is a predicted model, not a curated record. Gene Ontology annotation, cellular component: membrane. NCBI's taxonomy places the organism in Eukaryota, Viridiplantae, Streptophyta, Magnoliopsida, Brassicales, Brassicaceae. Gene Ontology annotation, molecular function: transmembrane transporter activity. Gene Ontology annotation, biological process: transmembrane transport; oligopeptide transport.
GAUAAACCGGAGAUAUAAUCCAAACAAAUUACCAAAAAUAUAACUGAUAAAAAAUAUAUAUUUGGAAUCAAAAGUUUAUACAAAAAAAGAAACAGAGUAGGUUCAGUAUAAAUUUUGUUUCAUGCAAUGCUCUGUAAAAUGUUAGUCAAUAUGUUUUAUUUUAUUUUGUAUUGGAGUUGAAUUCAUUGAAACAGAUCUAUUCUAGUAUCAGUUUUGUGCCAUGGAUAUCAUUGAUCGAUAUCAUAACCGUUGCCAAAUGACUAUACUUAUCUUCAAUAUGACUCUGUCGUCAGUUGUGCAGGUUAAGUUUCCAGAUGUAUAGUUGGUUUUCACUGUAAGAGAUUCGAUAGUGCUGGAUAGGAAAUUAUAUAAUUUUCCAAAAACAUCUGAGCCACUGAGAUUGUUGUAUAGUUAUCAUAUUUAAAUGUCAACACAUGAAUGUCAUAUCGCACAAAGAGACGGUCUUAACUAUUCUGUUGUAAGAGGUACCUUAUCUAAAUCAGUGGAUGUCUCUUAUCUUUGAGGUAUGAUUACUUUCCUCCCAUCUUCUUUGACCUCUAUUUUGAUCAAGAAGACUAGCGCCUUUCAAUUAUCUCAUACAUGGUUACUUUCUAAAUUGUCCCAUGUGCUGUUUUGUUGAUUAGAGAUAUUCUUUGGUUCUCAUGUUAGAUGGGUGAAAAAUGUUUUUUUUUGUAAAAGACGGAUGAAAAAUGUUCUUGGUAUAUAUAUAAAACUUUUUUUCUUGGCAUUUAUAUUUGACCAAAACUAUUAUUAAAAAUAAGAUUUCGGUUUUGGUGUUAGACCAAACGGUAGCCUAACUCUUCUCUUAUGUAAGAAGAGUGGUUAUAGUGUGUGAAAAUUUGUUUGCAAUGUAAGAGCAAGUCCAAUAGAGAUCUUUAGUAAAAAAUUCUUAGCAAAAAAAUAUUAUAAUAAUGUAUGAGGUUCACUAAAUUUAAGAGUUUGUGUCAAAUUAAUCCUUAAUUAAGGAUUAGACUUGUUACUUGUUACUGUGCACAGAUUCUACCGCCACGUAAAAUCACGCGAUUGACUUCUUUUUUUUAGCUAAAAAAAAAAUAAAAAAAUAAAAAAAUUUAAAAAACUUACCUCGGUUAUCGAAUCAAGAGUAACACCGUUGCGGAUGGUCUAAGUUUAAAGUACCAUUUUGUUUUGGUCUCCUUUUUUCCUCGUAUAUACAUUGACAGAGGUGUCUUUGCAUAUAGUGUUACAUAAGAGAAGAGUUAUGUAACAUAAAUAAAUAUGCUAUUGAGUUGUGUUUAAUAUGAAAAUAAAAUCGAAAUAUAUAGUGUUAACAUUAACAUAAUGUUAUUACUCAUAUAAUAUAAUCUUCUUAAAAACACAUAUGAAAACAUACUAAAUGUAUCCUAAGAUAUAUUUGCUCUUCAUUUUUUCUCUUUUUUUUCAUGAACUUCACAUGUUUUGCGUGUGUAACUUUAGUCCGUAGAAUACACAUAAUGGUAUCACAAUUUAUCUUACAUACGCUUUCACAUGCUAAAUGUGGGAUGCAAAACGUAAAAUAUACAAUCACAAAGUAUACCGCGUGUGUCGUGGAUAUAUGUGUCAACAUGUUUUCUGAGUAGAAACUUCAACCUUGAAAAGAGGGACUUAUUUUGAUAGCGGGAAUACAUCUGGUGUAACUUAGAGUAUCUCUCAACAAUUGUUAUUUUCACCUCUAUAAUAUUAUUUAGAAGUGAAUUGUUCAAACCCACCUCUAUUUACUCUAUUUCUUUCUCUAUUUAUAGAUGAAGAAAUAACAUUUUUUUAUUUUUCACUUUACAUUUAAAGAUUGCUAUUUUAUAAGAAUACAUACGAGCGUAUAUCUCAUCUCUAUUAUAGAGUUUUUCUAUUUUAAUGGUACAAAUAGAAAAAUAUAGUGGAGAUGGUCUUAAGGCAUCUCUAACCGUAUUUUAGAAGAUUCGUUAUAUUUAAUUCUAAAAUAAAAUAAUUUUAUUAUAAAAUUAGAUUUGUUUCAAUAGUUUACUCUAUAACAAAAUAUUAUUUUUUACUCUAAAAUAGAGUAAAAAAUAACAUGUAUCUAUAUUUCACUUUAUAGAAUUACUAUAUUAUAAAAUAAAUUAUUGUAAAAAAUCUAACUCUAUGAUAAAAUUAUUUAUUUUAGAAAAAAAAAAAAUAGAUUACCAUUGGAGAUGGUUUUACAAAACCACAGACAUUUGUUCUUAUCUCAAACAUUUUAUAUAUCGAAUUAAAAGUUCAGACCUAAAUAUGAACUUUUAAAUAUAACUCUUCGCAGUGGUUAAAUAUAACUAAAAUCUCCCAAACUAGAAAUUAAAGACUGUGUAACCCAACUACCCAUAUCAUUUUCAUCGUCAUCAAUUCCACUCUCUGCAACGUCAUCAACGCCAAAGAUCACUGUCAUCAUCAUGACCUCAUUUUUGCCAAAUUUUUUAUUAUGGAAACACUAACUUUGUAUAUAUAGUAAUGAAUUAAAGUAAUAUUAAGGUAAACUUUAGAAACACACAGAGAAAAGUAUGUGGAGAUAUAUAUCUAGUAAUCCAGUUUAUCUUUAAUAUGGUUAAUCAGACUUUUGGCAGUAUUCUAUGAUGGAAGUGUGGUGUUCCAAUGACGUCAAAUUCCUACCAAUAUGUUUGUGUUGGUAGUUGGCUAGUUGCGUUUGGAACAUGGAAAGAGAUUGUGAUAAAUAUUGCCCUGGGUGUGUUAGAUAUGUAGUUACAUCGCCUGAAAAUUGCUUUUCCAAUAUUAAGAUAUUGUUAUUUUCGUUCAUGGAUAUGAUUAUGCAAUAGAGAACAAAUACAUUCAUCCUGAAAAAUGACAAAAGCAAGCUUGUGGCUUGUUUUUUUUUAAAAGCACUAUCUUGUUUUGUUCACAUGAUAUUGACUGAAGCUCUUUUUUUUUUGUUAUUAUCGCUCAACAUGGGUCACACAUACUGAAUGGAAGAAACCUAUAUGAUAAUGAAACGAAUUAAAUCUAUUGGUUGUAAAAAAAACUCUAUUGAUAAUGGCAUAUGGUCCUCAAUUCCGUCUCGCCAAUGUUAGCGGUGCGUUUAUCUUCAAAUCAAUCAAUUGUUGCAAACAUUUGAUUCCAGGUAAGGAAAAACUGUUACUAGUCCGUCAGGUACUCUGGUGUGCUUCUGAUUGGUUAGCCAUUUUACUGAUGUUCAGUUUUGUCAUCUUUAGAUCUUGACGGUAUAAAUCUUCUGACUCACCAACCAUAUGGAUUGUAUUUCAUAUCAUUUCCAGCCAUUUUUGCUGGCAUAAGACCCACGUCUACUGUUUUAGCAGUGCAUAACAAUAAAAGACUGUAUCAUAAACGUUUUUAUGAGGAGCAACGCUUGUAUAUAGAAGAAUGCUCAGUGGAGGUUAAUAUUUUCCAUCAAAUCUCAAAUCGUUUGAAAAUAUUAUCUUUAUCUUGUUACAAAUGAGAACCAUGUGAAAGUAGUAACCUCAUUAUAAGUGUUGUCCUACUUCCCUAGAAAAACACGUUUUCUUGCUAAGUUGGAAAAUACCAUUCAUUAGAAAUAUGAUCGUGUUGAUGUGGUACCACGCCAAACUGAUUUGCUUUAAGAGGUCGACUAUUUACAUAGUCAACUGCGCCAAGUCUUGCUAGAAGAUUAUGUCUUUAUCUUUUCAUUAAUUUUUAUUGUUGUUAUUGCUUGUUGAUGAUUCUGUCGAUAGUGGUUACAACACUAUGGCGAAAGGUUGAUCCAUUUUGAUACAAGAUAGGAGUUGACUCUGACUCUUAAUAAUAGAAGUUUAUUGUUUAGUAAAAAAGAAUGCUGUUGUAAGGAAUUGGAAGAUAUGUUUGGGUUUCAUCAACUAUUACAAAUCUACACAAUCAAACAUUCAUUGGUCUUAUGACCUAAGAAUAUUUUUUCCUAGAAAAGUCACUCAAAUCACUGUAGAAAGUUUGUCUUGUAACAUGUUUUGAACUGUUGCUCCUGUUUAUAGCAAUAAGCAUAGUACAAUCUUUAAUAUAUUUUUUCUGAUUUUUUUCUUGUAUGAUUAAUGCUUAGCUGAGAUUAUUGUUUUUUUCAUGAGUGUAGUAGGGUAGUAAAGUUAAGCGAUCAUGUAAACUUUGGCUAAGUAGGUGUUGAAACUGAAAAUAGUAAAGUAAAUGAAAAUAGUAAAGUAAAUGGUUUGACAAGUAGAGCUCCAAGUGACUAAGGGUUUGAACUUAUUGGCUUAAAUAUUCGUUGUUGAUUUUUAAUUAUUUUUUAAAGGAACCUAAUUAAGUAUCUCAGAUAGUAGUGGUGUUUAGAGACUAGGCGCGCAUCUAGGGUUUAAAGAAAACGGUAGUAUUGGCUUGGAGAGAUGAUUGUGACAAGAGGAAGAAUAUCAAGUGUUUUAAACAAGAAAUUUUAAAAGGAGAACCGAAUUUAGUUAGGUUUUACUUUGAUUCCAUAUUCUUCAUUUUUAGCCUUUCGAAAAAUGAUUAGAUUGUAGGUGGUGGUGGCCUAGGGGGAUAGAUAUUUCGAUAACCCGUAAUAAGGGAAUCUUCCUUUGUUAUGUGUCUUGUGUCCGCCUGAAACCCUGGGGUUCACUUUAUGUUUGGAUAUGAUGAUAUUAAGAUGUUAAACAUAUAUAUCUUUCAAAAAUAAGGAUGUUAAAAAUAUAUAAGUUUUAUACAUUUACCAAGUUGUUGGACAAGCAAUCAAAUCGAAAAUAUUGCAAUAUAUGACCGUAGAAGUCUCGUUCAUCUAUCUGUAUCGCAAGUUGAGUGAAUAACACAUAAUCUAGAAAAAAAACUGUAGAGGAUGAUGACUCAACUCAGCCAACUUAAGAUUAUAUAAAGAGGACCAAGCUUGCUUCUCAUUUAAACACACACACACUCCUCAAAAAUUAAUUAUAUCUUGUAGUCUAUUUUUUGUUUGUUAAAUUCAAAUAUAUGGAGCAUAAAAAGAUUGGUUCAGAAAAUCAAGAUUCGUACGAUGAUCAACAGAAAUGGGUCCUUGAUUCUUCUUUUGACAGCAAAGGACAUGUUCCUCUCCGGGCUCGAACUGGCGCUUGGAGAGCUGCAUUCUUCAUCAUUGCAAUCGAGUUCAGCGAGAGAUUGAGUUACUACGGGUUAGCUACGAACUUAGUGGUCUACCUAACAACAAUUCUCCACCAAGACCUAAAGACGGCUAUAAGAAAUGCGAACUACUGGGCUGGUGUCACUACUUUGAUGCCUCUUCUAGGAGGUUUUGUAGCAGAUGCUUAUCUUGGCCGUUACACCACUGUCUUGGUUGCAACCACCAUUUACCUUAUGGGUUUGGUCCUUUUAACAUUGUCCUGGUUCAUACCGGGAUUGAAACCUUGUCAUCAAGAAGUAUGCCUUGAACCUAGGAAAGCACACGAGAUAGCCUUCUUCAUUGCCAUAUACUUGAUCUCCAUAGGUACUGGAGGUCAUAAACCUUCCCUUGAGAGCUUUGGUGCUGACCAGUUCGACGAGGGUCAUGCUGAAGAAAGAAAGAUGAAGAUGUCUUAUUUUAACUGGUGGAGCGCUGGUCUAUGUGCCGGCAUUCUAACGGCUGUGAUUGUUAUUGUCUUUAUUGAAGACCGGGUUGGUUGGGGUGUUGCUAGCAUCAUACUCACUGCAGUUAUGACUAUAUCACUUCUCAUAUUCCUCGUAGGGAAACCAUUCUAUCGUUACCGGAAGCCUUUGGGUAGCCCUUUGACGCCAAUGUUGCAGGUCUUUGUUGCCGCCUUUGCCAAAAGAAAGCUUCCUUAUCCCUCUGAUCCUUCUCUCCUUCACGAAGUUUCCAAGGCAGAGUUAAACAAUGGACGGCUUCUCUCCCACACAACGCAUGUCAAAUUUCUUGACAAGGCAGCAAUAAUAGAAGACAACACUCCUCAAGCACUCCAGAAACAGAGUCCAUGGAGGCUGGCAACGUUAACAAAAGUAGAGGAGACAAAGCUGAUCAUCAACAUGAUCCCCAUAUGGCUCUCCGUGUUGGUCUUUGGCAUUUGUGCUGCACAAGCUUCGACUUUUUUCAUCAAACAAGCAACCGUCAUGGACAGACACGUAUCCGGCAAAAACAGCUUCACAAUCCCUCCAGCAUCCAUUUACUGUCUCACAGCUAUCACAUUGAUCAUGUACGUCACCGUCUAUGAUAAACUCCUUGUUCCUUUCCUAAGACGCAACACACAGAACCAAAGAGGCAUCAAUAUUCUCCAAAGGGUCGGGAUCGGUAUGUUUUUCGCUGUCAUCACAAUGAUCAUUGCAGCUCUAGUUGAGAAAAAACGACUUGACCUCCUUACCGAACAGAACAGACCCAUGAGUGUGUUUUGGCUUGCUCCUCAGUUCAUAGUCCUUGGCGUUGCAGAGGGGUUCACACUGGUUGGACUUCAAGAGUACUUCUACGACCAAGUCCCGGAUUCUAUGAGAAGCUUAGGUAUAGCGUUUUAACUAAGCGUGCUAGGAGCAGGUAGCUUCCUUAACAAUCUACUGAUCACGGUUGUUGAUUCACUAGCGGAGGAUUUCUCGGACAAGCGUUGGUUCGGUAAGACCUUGAACAGUAGUCGAUUGGAUUGGUUCUACUGGUUGCUAGCUGGUCUAGCCGCUGCCAAUAUGUGUGUCUUUAUGAUUGUGGCAAAGAGAUUUCCUUACAAAAGUGUGCAGUCAAGCCAAGUUUUAGCUGACUCGUCCGUGUCCGAUGCCUAAAUAAUUAAUUUUCAUAAUAGUUCAAACAUAUCUUUUCUUCUU